GUGGUUGGUGGUGGUGUUGGCGGUGGUGGUUGUGCUGGUGGUGGUGGUGGUGCUACUGCUGCUGCUACUGCUACAGCGAGAGCCUUCUCGAAUAACUCGACUAUCCUUUAUCUUCAUUUGCCGAAGAUAGAACGUUUUGUUCUUGGUGUUAGAAAGGGCAAACGAACGAACGAACGAGUCGAGCGAGUGAGCGAGCGAACAUAGUAAAUACGGAUAGUUUGUUAUAAUCGUCGUAUAGUAGUUAUCGUCAUCGAGAAGCUCGUCUCUUUUAGGGGAUAAAAGGAAAAGAGAGAGAGAGAAAGAGGGAGAGAGAUAAAGAGAAAACAAAAGCAAAAGAAGAAGAGUCCUGGUGCUGGUGGACAGAGAGUAUCAUCGAGCAGCCAGUGCUUUUUCACGAUUAUUCACCCCACUUUGAGGAGGUGUAGGAAGAUAAAAAGAAGAAGUAGAGGUGGAAAGUGUCUGUCGUGCUGUGGUGCCAUAUAUAUACGGAUAUAUAUAUAUACGCACGCAUAUACGUAUAUAGAUGUAUACACAUAUACUACAUAUACGUAAGUAUAUAUAUAUACUAUAUAGGAAAGACAACGGCAUUGACUGCCGGUUGGUCGAGUCGUCCUCGUCGUCGCGAGUGAGCACGAGAUAGUAGAAGAGGACACACGUUGCUCGACGACGACAAUUUUACUCGACGACGUGAAGGCGAGGCGACACGACGCGACACGACGCGACGCGUCACGACGAGAAGACGGGAUGAAACUAACAGAGUCAUUUUUCUUUCGUCUGAUAUGUUGACCGGGUAAAAUCUUCUUCGCGUUCUCUUAUUUUCUUUAAAAAAAAAAAAAAAGGUAGAUCGAGAGAAAGAACAAAUUCGCUAGGUCGUACGUGUUACGUUGGACGACGUUUCAGUGCGAAGUGAGAUACGUUAAAAUAACGUCGAAAGCGAACGCGAAUAAUUAUUUUAAUAAUAACUAUAAAAAAACGUUAAAAACAAGUAAACAAUUUGUUACGAAAGAAAAAAAGGUGCGCGUAAUUGUUGUGUUAUUUUUGCAAGUGGUAAUUUGAUCAAAGAAAAGAGAACGAAAACGGGGAGAAAGAAAGAAAGAAGAAGAGGAGAAAGGUUGAGAUAAACUAGGAAACGUAUCAAGAAGUAGUGGGGGUGGGGUGGGGGUGGGGGGUUGAUCGAGAGAGAAAGAGAGAGAGAGAGAGAGAGAGAUAGAAGAGGGGUAAGUAGGUAAAGGGCAAAAGAGCGAGGAGAGAGAGAGUGAGAGAGAGAGAGCAGUCGUCUCGCGGCCGAGUUGAGGUGGUGGAAAGAGAGAGUGGUGAACGCAGGAGCAGCAGCAGCACGUACGUGAAGAGGGAAAAGAAAAAGAAGAAGAAGAAGAAAAAGAGGAAGAGGAGGAAGAGGAGAAGAAGGAGUUUGUCGGAAGAGAUAAGGGGGUUGAAAGAAGGGAAGCGUGAUAGCGCGAAGGAAAUUUCUUGUGGUUGAUAGAGUCGACAGUGCUGGUGGUGGAGGAGGAGGAAGGGGUGGAAGAAGAGGAAGAAGUGGUGGCGGGAGAAAGAGAGAAAGAGAAAGGACAGCAGCGGUGGAAGAGGAAAAAGGCGACGUUAGCCGCCGCGUGGCUUCGAAGGACGAGGAAAUUAUGAAGCGUAUAAAGUGCGUGCGAUCGGCCAUCAUAGUAGCUGUUGGCCGGUGAAUGUGUGAUCCGGGGGCAGCAGAGAUCCGCCGGAAUGACGAGCGAAGAGACGCCGACCGAGCAGCCCCCGGUAGAUGACUGCCUAAAGGAGCGAAAAUGGUGGUGCUUCUUGCUGUCGAGCAUCUUCACGUUCCUCGCCGGGCUGCUUAUCGUCCUCCUCUGGCGCGCGUUCGCCUUCCUUUGCUGCCGAAAAGAGCCCGAAUUCGCCCCAAAUGACCCGAAGCAGAAGGAGCAUAAAUCGAACCGCCAUGGGAAGGAGUUCGAGGGAACUUUUAUGACUGAGGCCAAAGAUUGGGCCGGCGAGCUGAUUUCCGGACAGACCACCACUGGACGUAUUCUUGUGGUGCUAGUUUUCAUUCUCAGUAUAGCAUCGCUUAUAAUAUACUUCAUCGAUGCCUCCAGUGAGGAGGUGGAACGUUGCCAGAAAUGGAGCAACAAUUUUACUCAGCAGAUAGACUUAGCUUUCAAUAUAUUUUUUAUGGUCUACUUUUUUAUACGCUUUAUCGCCGCCAGUGACAAGCUGUGGUUCAUGCUGGAGAUGUACUCGUUCGUGGAUUACUUUACGAUACCACCGUCCUUCGUAUCGAUAUAUCUCGAUCGGACGUGGAUCGGACUGAGAUUCCUCCGAGCCCUACGAUUGAUGACGGUCCCUGACAUCCUCCAGUACCUCAACAUUCUAAAGACAUCGAGUUCCAUUCGCCUCGCCCAACUCGUAUCCAUCUUCAUCUCCGUCUGGUUGACCGCUGCUGGCAUCAUUCAUUUGCUUGAAAACUCAGGGGAUCCAUUCGAGUUCAUAAAUCCGCAACAGCUUUCGUACUGGACCUGCGUGUAUUUUCUAAUCGUGACAAUGUCCACGGUAGGAUAUGGCGACGUUUACUGCCAGACGGUCCUCGGCCGCACAUUCCUAGUAUUUUUUCUACUCGUCGGUUUGGCCAUAUUCGCCAGUUGUAUCCCCGAGAUAAUUGACCUGAUCGGGACGCGAAACAAGUAUGGCGGCACUUUGAAGAACGAGCGAGGUCGCAGACAUAUUGUCGUGUGUGGUCAUAUCACCUACGAAUCGGUCUCGCACUUUCUCAAGGACUUCUUACACGAGGAUCGCGAGGACGUCGAUGUAGAAGUUGUCUUCUUGCAUAGGAAGCCACCAGAUCUCGAGCUGGAGGGACUGUUCAAGCGACACUUCACCACCGUGGAGUUCUUUCAGGGGACCAUCAUGAACCCCAUUGACCUACUACGGGUCAAGGUCCACGAUGCGGACGCUUGUUUGGUUUUGGCAAAUAAGUAUUGUCAGGACCCGGACGCCGAGGACGCGGCCAACAUCAUGCGCGUCAUCUCCAUCAAGAACUAUUCAGAUGACAUUCGUGUCAUUAUACAGCUAAUGCAGUAUCACAACAAGGCCUAUUUACUAAACAUUCCAUCGUGGGAUUGGAAGCAGGGCGAUGAUGUAAUUUGCCUGGCCGAAUUGAAAUUAGGAUUUAUCGCGCAGUCCUGCCUAGCACCAGGCUUCAGCACAAUGAUGGCUAAUCUCUUCGCCAUGCGAUCCUUCAAGACGAAAUGGUCGGUUGAUUGGUACCAGUCGCCCAAUAUACAGGCUUGGCAGAAUGACUACCUACGUGGAACUGGAAUGGAGAUGUACACCGAGACACUGAGCCCUACCUUCAUUGGAAUGCCUUUUGCGAGAGCCACUGAGUUGUGCUUCACGAAACUGAAGCUGCUCCUGUUGGCGAUUGAGAUCAAGGGCGAGGGAGGUGUCGACAGUAAAAUCUCGAUUAAUCCACGUGGUGCCAAAAUCGCUGCAAAUACUCAGGGAUUCUUUAUCGCUCAAUCCGCGGACGAAGUCAAGCGGGCGUGGUUCUAUUGCAAAGCAUGCCACGAUGAAAUUAAAGACGAGACACUAAUCAAGAAAUGCAAGUGCAAAAACUUGGGGCAGCAGCAGCGCUCUUGGGGCCGGGACUUAGAUGUGGGGAUGAUGAUGAUGCAGACUGGCAUGGUGAAGGGAAACACUGCCUACAGCAGUUACUUAGAUGUGGCCACAUUCCGGAAAGGCGUGCGAGCUGUUCAAAUGGUCGGAAGAGCAAGUGAAGACUACUCGUACCCAAACGACCACCAUCCUCCCCCCACAUUCACUCCGCCAGAACUGCCCAAGAUGGUUCACCUGAGAGGUGAAAUUAAUCGUGAACGAGAAGAUCCGAACGCUAUGAGGAAUCAUCGAAAUUCUGUCGGAAUGACUAUGAUGAAUUCGACGAAGCAAGUGAACAAAGUGAAACCGAACGUGAAUCGAGCUACGAACGAUAGUUUGUCGAGUCCCAAUCAGCCUUAUAAUCAAAGAUCGCAAGAAGAAUCCGCGUAUGCCGGCUACCAUCUUGCCUACGAAGUGAAAAAACUUAUGCCAACGAGUAGAGCCUCAGGUGGCACUAAUGUAAACAACAACGGUGGUCUUCAAGUUGGUAUCGCUGACGAUCAGGCGAAAGAUUUCGACUUUGAGAAGACCGAAAUGAAAUACGACUCAACGGGCAUGUUCCAUUGGAGUCCAUCCCGUAACCUCGAAGACUGCAUAUUAGAUCGUAAUCAGGCGGCUAUGACAGUUCUAAAUGGACACGUCGUUGUCUGCCUGUUUGCCGAUCCCGACUCGCCUCUUAUCGGCUUGAGAAACCUUGUUAUGCCAUUACGAGCUUCCAAUUUCCAUUACCACGAGCUUAAACACGUAGUGAUAGUUGGGUCUGUGGACUACAUCCGCCGCGAAUGGAAAAUGUUGCAGAACCUACCAAAAAUAUCGGUGUUGAACGGUUCACCGUUGAGCAGAGCUGAUUUGCGCGCAGUAAACGUGAAUCUAUGCGACAUGUGUUGCAUCCUGUCGGCAAAAGUGCCUAGCAACGAUGACCCCACCCUCGCCGACAAGGAAGCCAUCCUCGCAUCCCUUAAUAUAAAGGCUAUGACGUUCGACGACACGAUCGGCGUGUUAAGUCAAGCAAAUAAUGAGCAAGGUAAUUUGACCACAGUUGGCAGCCCGAUUGUUCUACAGCGACGAGGAUCCGUUUACGGGGCCAACGUGCCAAUGAUCACAGAACUCGUAAACGACAGCAACGUUCAGUUCCUUGAUCAGGAUGAUGAUGAUGACCCAGACACGGAACUCUACCUCACACAACCGUUCGCUUGCGGUACCGCUUUCGCUGUGAGCGUAUUAGAUUCGCUCAUGUCGACGACGUACUUCAAUCAAAAUGCGCUUACUCUGAUCCGUUCUUUGAUAACCGGUGGAGCAACGCCCGAAUUGGAAUUAAUUCUGGCAGAAGGUGCCGGUUUGAGAGGGGGUUACAGCACUGCGGACAGUUUAGCCAAUAGAGAUCGAUGUCGAGUCGGUCAAAUCGCAUUGUACGAUGGGCCAUUAGCUCAGUACGGCGAAGGAGGCAAGUACGGUGACCUCUUUGUCGCAGCAUUAAAAUCGUAUGGAAUGCUGUGCAUUGGUCUGUACAGGUACAGGUUUCGAGAUACAAGUUCGUCGUGCGAUGCUUCGUCGAAAAGAUACGUCAUUACAAAUCCACCGGACGAUUUCACACUUUUACCCACAGAUCAGGUUUUCGUGCUGAUGCAGUUCGAUCCAGGACUAGAGUACAGGCCGAGCAGAGGUGCCCGUGGCAAGGAUGACGCCUCCUGACUGUUGCUGUGUAGCGCCCUCACCGACGGACCUUAUUCCUACAUCUAAUUAACGCGUCUAAAGUCAUCAUGCUGCCCAUCAUUCCUGAACUCCUCCGGUCUUCUUCGUCGUUCAAGAAAAGAGAUGAAAUAUCACGCGUCCAUCAUCGAGCCUAUGCGAGCCCCGUCCAUUGAAAAAAAUACGUACAAGCAAAAAAGGAAAAACAAAUAACGAAGACGUCCGUUCUUCCUGUGCAAGUCAAAAACGUCGUUAUCAGGAUUAUAUCAGUCAGCCACGCGAAUCCUUCCCUUUUGUCUCUAUCUAUUUAGUUUAUUUUUCUCGACCUAUCUAUUUAUCUAUCUUUAUAUUUCUCUCUUUUUAUUAUUCUCUCUCUUUCUUUCUUUUUUUUCUCUUUUUUAUUUUAUCAUAAAUGUUAUAUCCUUCGAAAUAUUUCCAAAUAUCCUUUAUUCGUCGAUAAUUAAUUCUGUGUAACAAACGCGUGAAAAACGUGAAGACGAAAAAAAGAACGGAUAAGAGUUUGUAGUAGUAUUUACGAAGGAGAGGAUCGAGUGGAUGGAAAAUGGUGGAAGAGUCUAAAUUAGUGGGAUAAGAAAAAAUGAAAUGGAAAGAGAUGAAGGGAAGAAGAAUAAGAAUAAAAAAGAAGAAUCGAGGAAUGUUGGAAGUGGCAUGGUGAAACAUGGUCCGAGGGUAGCUACACGUGGUGCUCUCAAGAAUUAAGAAGUUGUCUUAUCCGCAAAAGGACAACUACUUAAAAAAACAAAAAAAAAGAAAAAAUAACGCAAAGGACUGAUCGGCUUAUCGCGGAGACAAAAUGUGUGAUCGAAUCACCCCCUCCCAUUGCCCCUAUACAAUAAUUAAGAAAGCUCGAGAGAAGAGCGUAUAUGUAUAAUAAAAUUAAGGUGCAAUCAAGCAAGCAAGCAAACAAACAAACAAACAAACAAACAACAACAACAAGAACAAAACAACGGGAUAAUGGAAAAGCUACAAAAUAAAGAGCCUUCCCCGAAGUUACUGUCUGAUAAUUUACAGUGAUCAAACAAAAAAAGUAAAAGAAGAGAAAGAGCAAAGAAGAAGAAGAAGAAGAAGAAAACAAAUUAUUACGAAGAAAACGAAAAAAAUGAGAGAAAAAACAAAACAACGCAAGAGCGGAUAAGAAAUCAACGCCUCCGUGUGAUUCAUUCGAAGAUUAUUUAAUUAAUUAUCGUAGAAUUAAAGAGAGACGAGAAAUAAGAGAGAGAGAAAGAGAGAGAGAGAGAGACAGAGUGAGAGAGAAUGAUAGUUGUGUUUCGUUUGUAAAAUAAGAAAAAAAAGUCUCAAAGAGGGGCAUGAGAAAAGUGAGAAGAUGAAAGAAAUGAGAAAAAGAAUGGAAAGACGAGGAAAUGUCGAAAGCGUUUCGUCGAGAUCAAUUAAAUGAAAUUUAAUUGUCCCACGUUCGCAACACCUCUUUCUUUUUCUCACCCUCACUUUCUUUCUACCCUUUUCUAACUUUCUCUGUCUCUCUCUCUCUCUCUCCCUUUUGCUCUCGUCCCUAAACCUAACUCUUUUCGUACCUCGAUGUAAAAAAGAGGAAAAAAAUAAACAGAAAAUGCAAAUGCAAGAAGAAGUGAAGACGUGAACAAAAGACAAAUAGAAUAAACAAGUAAAGAGACGAAAAUAUUUAAAAAAAAAAAAUAUAUAAAAAAAAAACAAAAAAAGAUUAAAAGAAAAAAAAAACAAAAAAAUCCGGUAUUAUUAUAGAAACAAAAAGACAAAUGAUUCAAAUCGAUAGAAAGUGCAUCGAAGAAGAGGCCAAUAAAUAAUGGAAAC
This is a messenger RNA of Polistes canadensis, 7143 nucleotides long. RefSeq names its product calcium-activated potassium channel slowpoke (gene slo). Gene Ontology annotation, cellular component: postsynaptic membrane. Bases 1723 to 5337 code for a protein of 1204 amino acids. The transcript is spliced from 29 exons. Gene Ontology annotation, biological process: potassium ion transport; transmembrane transport. The record is from RefSeq and is a predicted model, not a curated record. NCBI's taxonomy places the organism in Eukaryota, Metazoa, Arthropoda, Insecta, Hymenoptera, Vespidae. Gene Ontology annotation, molecular function: large conductance calcium-activated potassium channel activity.